AUGGGAUCCUUCCGAUGGGAUUGGAAUAAGGAGAAGGAGAAGAAGAAAUAUGGGGAGAAUAAGAAUAAGAAGGAGAAGAAGGAAGCUUCAGUUACAGAUAAAGAAAGUGCAGUUUGGAGGAAAAUGGGGAUGGAUAGGAUAUCAUGUUUCAGAAGAAGGAGAGCAUCUCUCAGUGACACAAGAACAUGUCAUGUAUCGGAUAGCAAGAAGAAGGAGAAGAAGAAGAACUUUGAAUCUCAGAAUCUCAGAAUCUCAGAAUCUCAGAAUCUCAGAAUCUCAGAAUCUCAGAAUCUCAGAAUCUCAGAAUCUCAUAAUCUCAGAAUCUCAGAAUCUCAGAAUCUCAGAAUCUCAGAAUUUCAGAAUCUCAGAAUCUCAGGAAUUCUCAGAACUUCAGAACCUCGAAUUCUCGGAAUAUCAGAAUCUCAUAAUCUCAGAAUCUCAGAAUCUCAGAAUCUCAGAAUCUCAGAAUCUCAGAAUCUUAGAAUCUUAGAAUCUCAGAAUCUCAGAAUCUCAGAGUCUCAGAAUCUCAGAAUCUCAGAAUCUCAGAAUCUCAGAAUCUCAGAAUCUCAGAAUCUCAGAAUCUUAGAAUCUCAGAAUCUCAGAAUCUCAGAAUCACAGAAUCUCAGAAUCCCAAAACCUCAAACUUAUCUCAUAAUCUCAGAGUUUCAGGAUCUCAGAAUUUCAGAAUCUAAGAAUCUCAAAAUUUCAGAAUCUCACGGAUUCAUUGGAUUUGAGGAAUUCAGAAAUUUGGAAAUUCAGAAAUUCGGAGAUUUCAGAAUCUUAGAAUUUCAGAAUCUCAGAAUCUCAGAAUCUCAGAAUCUCAGAAUCUCAGAAUCUCAGAAUCUCAGAAUCUCAGAAUCUCAGAAUCUCAGAAUCUCAGAAUCUCAGAAUCUCAGAAUCUCAGAAUCUCAGAAUCUCAGAAUCUCAGAAUCUCGGAAUCUCAGAAUCUCAGAAUCUCAGAAGCUCAGAAACUCAGAAUCUCAGAAUCUCAGAAUCUCAGAAUCUCAGAAUCUCAGAAGCUCAGAAGCUCAGAAUCUCAGAAUCUCAGAGUCUCAGAAUCUCAGAAUCUCAGAAUCUCAAAAUCUCAGAAUCUCAGAAUCUCAGAAUCUCAGAAUCUCAGAAUCUCAGAAUCUCAGAAUCUCAGAAUUUCAGAAUCUCAGAAUCUCAGAAUCUCAAAAUCUCAGAAUCUCAGAAUCUCAGAAUCUCAGAAUCUCAGAAUCUCAGAAUCUCAAAAUCUCAGAAUCUCAGAGUCUCAGAAUCUCAGAAUCUCAGAAUCUCAGAAUCUCAGAAUCUCAGAAUCUCAGAAUCUCAGAAUCUCAGAAUCUCAGAAUCUCAGAAUCUCAGAAUCUCAGAAUUUCAGUAUCUCAGAAUCUCAGAAUCUCAGAAUCUCAGAAUCUCAGAAUCUCAGAGUCUCAGAAUCUCAGAAUCUCAGAAUCUCAAAAUCUCAGAAUCUCAGAGUCUCAGAAUCUCAGAAUCUCAGAAUCUCAAAAUCUCAGAAUCUCAGAGUCUCAGAAUCUCAGAAUCUCAGAAUCUCAAAAUCUCAGAAUCUCAGAAUCUCAGAAUCUCAGAAUCUCAGAAUCUCAGAAUCUCAGAAUCUCAGAAUCUCAGAAUCUCAGAAUUUCAGUAUCUCAGAAUCUCAGAAUCUCAAAAUCUCAGAAUCUCAGAAUCUCAGAGUCUCAGAAUCUCAGAAUCUCAGAAUCUCAAAAUCUCAGAAUCUCAGAGUCUCAGAAUCUCAGAAUCUCAGAAUCUCAAAAUCUCAGAAUCUCAGAGUCUCAGAAUCUCAGAAUCUCAGAAUCUCAGAAUCUCAAAAUCCCAAAAUCUCAGAAUCUCAGAAUCUCAGAAACUCAGAAUCUCAGAAACUCAGAAUCUCAGAAUCUCACGGUUUCAUUAGAUUAG
Messenger RNA from Caenorhabditis briggsae, 1896 nucleotides. The record is from RefSeq and is a predicted model, not a curated record. The coding region runs from base 1 to 1896 and encodes 631 amino acids. NCBI's taxonomy places the organism in Eukaryota, Metazoa, Nematoda, Chromadorea, Rhabditida, Rhabditidae. The transcript has 4 exons.